ACAAUGACGUGUCCAGAAAGUGUCAAACAGAAGGAUGUAAAAAUGAUCGAAAACUACCCAGACAAAGUUACAGAGAUAUUACUUAGUCGCCCGAAGCUGCAGUUUGGAUAAUUUCUCCGCUGGAAUACCCUUAAGGUUUAGUUUUUUUUUUAGGACUAACAACUCGUCUUUGUCUGAGCAACGGAAAAUCGGUUUAACUCACUUUUGUACCCGCGUCAUUGACCGUCGAGCUAACUUAGUUAGCGACGCUUGUGCUAACCAGAGUCGAGUCUGCGGAGACUUCAGAAAUGAUAACCGGCUCUCACUGACAUGUAGCUCAUGUCAACCUGGAAGCGUUAAUCUUAAUUAGACCAUUAGGUUAGUUUUCUUCUCCUCUCAUCUCUUAUUAACUUAAGUAGCUUUCCGCCCGGUCUCCAGCCGGGUAGCUGGCAGCAGGAGAACAAGAUACCCGAAGGAGAGGACGAUGUCUCGGCGGCGGCUAGACAGUCGUAGCGGGCUGUCUGCGGGACUCCUCGGAGAAACACAGACCCCGAUCAGCACCGACCCGCUCGAAAGUGUCUAUGAAAUCACCGGAGAGCUCGGAAGGGGGAAGUUUGCCGUGGUCAAGCGCUGUGUGGAGAAGGCCACGGGGAAGGUGUUUGCCGCCAAGUUCCUGCGGAAGAGGAGGCGAGGCCGUGACUGUCGGGCAGAAGUCAUUCAUGAGAUGGCCGUCCUGGAGACGGCCCGUAACAAUGCCCGAGUGGUCAACCUGCACGCUGCUUAUGAGACGGAUCAUGACAUCGUCUUAGUGCUGGAAUAUGCUGCAGGUGGAGAGAUAUUUGACCACUGUGUUUCUGACGAGCUGCUGCCGGAGGCCCAGAUCACCCGACUAAUCAGACAAACACUGGAGGGAGUCCACUACCUCCACCAGAGCAACCUGGUGCACUUAGACCUGAAGCCGCAGAAUAUUCUCCUGACCAGCCUGUCCCCUCCAGGAGACAUAAAGAUCGUAGACUUUGGCCUGUCACGCAGACUGGGCGCGGUCGGAGAGCUCCGAGAGAUUCUUGGCACGCCUGAGUAUGUGGCUCCAGAGAUCCUAAAUUAUGAGCCGAUCACAACAGCGACUGACCUAUGGAGUGUGGGUGUCAUAGCCUACAUGCUGGUGACGGGUGAGUCUCCAUUCGCUGGGGACGACAAGCAGGAGACGUAUCUGAACGUGUCCCAGGUCAGUGUGGACUACAGCUGCGAGGCCCUCUCCAGGGUGUCCGAACUGGCCGUGGACUUCAUCCGUAAGCUGCUGGUCAAAUCCCCAGAGGACCGGCCCAGCGCUGCAGAGUGUAUGAGCCACCCCUGGCUGUGGCAGCAGCAGUUCUGCCUGAGCCCCGAGCUCGCCACCACCCGGUCUGUCAGGGAGAGAAGCUGUGGCACAAAGUGGGGCGCCCCGCCCGAAGACCCUGAAGACAAGGAGAACUUCCUAGAGUCGCCCCACUCUCACGCAAAAAGGUUCCGCUCGGAUGAGGAGACGCCCGCCGCUGGAGACGGUGACUUUUGAACCAUUCCUGUAACGAUGGGGUGAGGGGAGCAUCUCUCCCGCUGAGCUUUUAAAUAGUUUUAAACUUCCAGAAUACCAGCUGCCCAACACUCAGAAGUACUUACUUAUUUACCUUACCCCAACAUCGUCCACUCAGACCAAAGAUAACCAGAUAAAUAUUGAGAUCUAUCGCUGUUAAAGUGUGUAAAAAUUGUACAGCACAUCUCAGCUAAUGCAGCGUGUGUAACUUUAAGUAUUUAAUACCUUUCAUUGUUUCAUUCUCUGGUAUUUUUCUUUGUGUUUAGUCGUACUGAUGAAGGCUUGUGUUGAGUAAUUCUAGGGAAAUCUAUGCAAUACUUCUCUUGUGCGUUUUAAAUGUUUUCUCUGUUUUCUCUGUUUUCUUUUCUAACUUCUUAGCACUCUGCCUUAAAGUCGCAGGUGAAGUGUUCUCAGUCAGCAGCACGGCUUGCUGCGUAGCUGCUGCACCUGUUCUUCAGCAGAAAUAAGAUACGCAGACUUUUAUCACCGAGGAGGGAAUUCUUUUUCACAGUCAUAAGUUCGACUUCUAUAGAAGAGACAAGUGCCACUGCAAUGAGGAAGUGUGAUAGUGUGCUCAUUUACAUGUUAGAAUGUAUGUUAGAGAAUAAGGGACGGUGCACGCUGUUGUCUCCUCACAGCUCUGUGUCUGAACUACCUGAAACACUGCUGAAAUUCAUGUUGAAAAGAAGCCAGCAGAGGGGCUGAAUAACACAAGAAUAUAACAUUCCUUUUAUGUUUGCAUUCCCUCAAAGUCUUUCAUAUUCUCCGUGUCUGCAGCAGCAUGAGGAGUUUAACCUGAGCUCAGCAUGAAAAUCACUUCAAUAACCCCUUGCAGAGCUUCCUACUGAACAGCUGUGCCUUCCACAUUUGGAAGGACGCUUGUAUUCAGGUUAUUAAACAUGUUCUUGAGUAAUGUGAUGAAUUCCUUAUUUUCAAUUCCAGGCCCUACUUUUUUACAGAUGUUGGCCUCAGAAUAACUCGUCUGUACAAAGUGUCUUCAGAGCGACCACACUCCAUUGACAAAAGCGGUCAUUUCUACCCUGAGGAACACAGGAGUUUAUAUUCUACCACUGCCUUUGUUUGUGUUAAGUGACUCAGGUGAUAUAAAUGGUUAAUUCUGAGUCAACACAAUAUUUGAAUAUCUUAUGAUGACACAAAAAUCCCCUCACUGACCUCGUCAGCUGAGUACUUUGUGAUCCUGUGAUCUGCAAAGUUAAAGGACUGUUUUUGUCAGUGGAGACUGGUGACUUUAGGAGAGCAAUGAAAAGGGGGUUUCUUGUAAAAAAAAUGGUGUUGUUCCCCCACCCUGAAUGAGCUUGGUAUUAGUCAACUACUAGAGUCAUUUCCAUUUUUGUACCUAUAAGUCAUUAAGACCUUAAAAGAUAUGAGUAAAGGGCCUAGGUUUGAAAAUACCAGAAUAACCCUUUAACUGAGAGGUUUUUUUCCUGAGCAUGGUAUUCAUGGCAUUCCAGUUUAUCCCUCCAUAGUGUGAUAGAAACUUAAAACUGUAAUGUCUCAACAAACCUGUGACUCAUGCAGUCUUUCACAUGCCACACCCGCAUGUACUCAAAGGAUUUCCUCACAUAGCUCUAAGUUCUCCUUUGUCAGCGGUCAGCAGUGAAACACAACUCUAGCACUUACUUCACGUAUAGAGCUGAUAAGCAAACACACCAGCUAUUUAUGAAAGUCUGUUAGUUUGUGAGUCCCUGAGAGGUUCUCUGUGUUGUUCAGUCCCUCACCAAAGCCAUGCAGAGUGUGCUCAUGAAAACGCUGCUCUGUUCUCCCGGGCUCAGGCUGCCUGAAGUCUCGUACUCCUGUCGACCUCUCCUCAGGGCGUGCUGCUUCUCUCUCUCUCUCUCUCUGUCUCUCUCUCUCUGCUCACUGUGUUCUGUAUUCUUAUAGGCCUGUUAUUAUUUAUAUGCUGGACUUAUACUUUAUAUUUGUAUAUAUAUUACGCUCUUGUGUCUUAUGAGGAAGUGUUGAGAUCAUGGUGGGAGAAUGAGGAUGAUCAUGCUGUUAUUUAAAAACAAGAAAACUACCAGGGUUGUAGUGAAUUCAGUAAUCAUUUAAAAAAAACUGUUAAGAAUUGGAAGGUGAAAGCAACGCUUAGAUUGAAGGUGGUACUGGGAGGUGAAGAAAAUGUGGAAAUGGAUGAGGAGUCAGAUGGUUUGAAUAAAGGAAGGAGGAGGAGGAAGAUUAAAACCCGAUGAAGGAGUUAGGAUGUGUUCAAAGGAAGUAUUGAGAGGAAUAGUUCAACAUUUUUUUCAAAUGUCAAACUAAUCCUUUGAAAGGGGAUUCUAUAUUUCUUUUAGACUGGGUCCAAUUUGUUUUGACAUAUUUUGGGGUCUAAAGGCAUAUAGGUACAAAAAUUGUCUCAUUGUUCCAGGAGGUUUCUUAAGGCAGAAGCCGAUACACAGACGAUAACGUCUUCAAUAUAAACCUGGGAGAAGAAUUAGACCAAUCCAAUUAUUAAACUAAAGGGCACCUUUCUUUCACAGAUGGGUUAAGAUUUCCUUUUUCAGUGAGUGUCAGUAGUCAUUUAGACCCCCAAAUAUUUAUAGAAAUGGAUCCUGCUGUCAAAAUACUGGAAUUCCUCUUUAAGUUGUUGUUGGUUGUAAAGACAUGUUGGUAUGAAAAGGCUUUCAGGCUGAUGAGGAAGUAGGAAGGGUGCAGUUUAAGAAAGAGAUGAAGCGUGACCGGAUCAGUGUAUAAUGUGAAAUAUGAGGUGCUAAUCAGUCUUUUGUUGUCGUAAAAAAAAAAAAAACACCUCACCUCUACUAAAAAGCAGCGCUAGCAUCUCUGAUUGCUCUUAAUCUCCAGUGAAACAUUCCUCUCUCUGCUCCGAGGUGCCAAGCACAAUGAGACCACAUUGUGUGUUUUUGUUUGUUGUUGUCACCAGCUGGUACAACGGCCUUUGUGUGGGGGAGAUGGGCGUCUCCAGCCACGGCCAUGCUCUCACCCGUAUGCUGUCAUCCUUCAAAACUGGAACACCACACUGUAAAAAACAAAAAAAAAAGUUCAUCUCCGAGGAUCUCAUAGGGCCUGUAGUAAGAAUGUUUUCUAGGCUGGCUCCAGAGUGUAAUUUAUCUCUUCCGCUACUGUGUAAGAAAAUAAGCUUGAAACUUACUUCAUCUCAUUUAUUUUCAGUUGGUCUCUUGUAUUGAAAUGAUCUAAAUCCAGACUGUAAUAGUGCAACUUGAUACAGGAAGUGCACAUUUCUCAAGCUCCUUAUUGACACAUUGUGUUUCCUGUUGCUGCAUCGCCUGCAAAAACAAGAUGUCAGCGUUGAUAGUCACUUCACCUCAAUAGAAGACGGACUUGUUUUGCAGUGCAGUGAUGUCAGGGAUCUCACUUUGCAGGAUGACGAAAUGCACCAAGGAUUGGGGACAAAGUGCUGGCAUUGUCCACCUCUGUCACUUGAACAUGACUUAUGCUGUGGUGUCAAUUUUGUUAUUUUGUUCAGCUAUUGUACUGUUAUUUUCAGCAGCUAGUCACUCGGUGACCUCUCUGUGCGUGUGCACGUGUUCAGUUGCUCUUCGUCUGACACUCGGGCGACCAUCCUCUAGAAGUGAAGCAGCAGCUAACAUUCCUGUCUGUUCUCUGUGACCACAGCGAGACUGAAGGAAACUGUAGAUCAGAGUCGAAUCAGACACAAGCACAAGCAAAUAAAUGUUCAAGAGAUGUUUGUUUAUUUUGCAUUUUAUAUUUUUUUUAAUGUAUGAGCAUUCUGAUUGCAUCUGAAAUGACUUAAAAAGACUUAUUGUAUUCUGAUCAACUGCAGGCUAAUAUAUAAGCAUCACAAAGCAAACUGAAAAAGCUCAUUAAAGGUUGUAGAAAUAUCUCA
Molecule: messenger RNA, 5393 nt
Organism: Labrus bergylta (ballan wrasse)
Lineage: Eukaryota; Metazoa; Chordata; Actinopteri; Labriformes; Labridae
Gene: stk17b
Product: serine/threonine kinase 17b (apoptosis-inducing)
Biological process (GO): protein phosphorylation; intracellular signal transduction; positive regulation of apoptotic process
Cellular component (GO): nucleus
Molecular function (GO): ATP binding; protein serine/threonine kinase activity
Source: RefSeq, a predicted model, not a curated record